AAAAUAAAAAAUAAAAAAUUAAUUUCGUCUCAAUUGAUCUUUCCUAUAUAUAGUUGGGUAUUUCCAGAAAAGUAUUUUCGAGAUAUCAGAAGAAUAACAAGGAAACUGAGGAAGAAGAAAAGGGAAAAGAAAAUGGUUAUUUUUUUCCUUUGACCUUUUCAGUUUUCCUUUUAUCUUCUCUCCUUUUUUCCAAAAAAAUAAUGGAAUCAGACGGUGGUGGCGGUGGUGGAGUAGUUCCUAUACCUUCCCACACCGGUUUAUCUCCGCCGCAUGACGAUGAUCAUCCUGAUUUUUCACCGGUUGGAUCGCCGGAGUCUCAGCCGUCUGAUCAACUCUCCGCUACUCUACUCACCGAUGAUCUUCGUAACAACAUCGUCAAGCAGGUUGAGUAUUACUUCAGCGAUGAAAAUUUACCUACAGACAAGUUUCUGUUGAAAUAUGUGACUAGAGACAAGGAAGGGUUUGUCCCUGUGAAAGUACUUGCUUCUUUUAGAAAAGUCAAGAAGCUUACGAAGGAGACAUCAGUAAUAGCAGCUGCACUUAGGGAAUCUUCUCUUCUUGUUGUAAGUCCUGACGGGAGAAAGGUGAAGCGACUUCAUCCUCUUCCAUUAAGUGAGAUCAAAGAUCCCAAGGUUUGUACCGUAUUGGUGGAAAAUUUACCUGAGGAUCAUUCUGUGGAUAACCUUCGGUGCAUAUUUGGCCAGGCUGGAAAUGUAAAGCAUAUUACCAUCCGUGAUCCACACACUGAAAGAGAUCCCAGAAAAUGCACAACUGCAGAGAAACUGCUCAGUGGUAAGUUGCAUGCUGUCGUGGAAUAUUACUCAGUGGAAGCUGCUGAAAAAGCUGUGUCCAUUUUGAAUGAUGAACAGGAUUGGAGAUUUGGCUUGCGAGUCAAGCUUCUCAAGAAAACAAACAAGCCUGGCCAAAGUAAGAAAUGCUGGAGAGAUCAAGAUUCUGAUAGGAAUAACAAUAUUCAAGCAUCUGAUCUGGCAGGUAAUGAGGAAAACCAUUCAAGUGAGCAUCCUGUUGAUUCACAAGACGAAGAGGAGGGAGACCAUCCAUCAAAGGAGACCACUGGAGAGCAUGCACAAAAGGAGAAAAAUGGACCCAGGGUGCCAGCCAGAAGUCGAGGUCGUGGAAGGAGAAACAAGCGUGGCACAAAUGGACAUGGGCAUGGAACUACUACUUCCACACAUGGGGUUGAACCGUCAAAACCUCCUCCUGGUCCAAAAAUGCCUGAUGGAACCAGAGGAUUUGCCGUGGGACGAGGCCGACCUCUUUCUUCAUCUCCAAGCUAAUGAUGUUUUGUUAAAUGUGUCUUAUUGCAAAUAUAUGCUGUUUGAGGAUUGAGUUGCUGUGUAGUAAGUGUGAAGAAUGCUUGGAUUAGAAUAUCAAUGGUCAGUGCUUCAAAUUUGGAAAUGUAUUCCCGCGUUACAGAAUUUUGAGGGUUCCUGGGGAUGGAGGUAUACAUAACGCUGUAUUUUCUCUAUGUACCAUUAUGUUAUUAAAGGUUAUUUUUGUGCCA
This is a messenger RNA of Capsicum annuum, 1525 nucleotides long. Its product is annotated as la-related protein 6A. The transcript has 11 exons. Gene Ontology annotation, cellular component: nucleus. Gene Ontology annotation, biological process: RNA processing. Gene Ontology annotation, molecular function: mRNA binding. NCBI's taxonomy places the organism in Eukaryota, Viridiplantae, Streptophyta, Magnoliopsida, Solanales, Solanaceae. The coding region runs from base 201 to 1298 and encodes 365 amino acids. The record is from RefSeq and is a predicted model, not a curated record.